Cuscuta epithymum is the source of this 2605-nucleotide messenger RNA. The record is from the annotation of a GenBank genome assembly. Lineage: Eukaryota; Viridiplantae; Streptophyta; Magnoliopsida; Solanales; Convolvulaceae.
CUCGGGUAGAAAUAGCUUUUUUCGUUAUAAAAACCCAAGUAAAGCAAAUCAAAACAAAUACCACACCAGAAUCGUGAUUUACAUUCCUUGCUUGUAGUCCAGGCAAAGCAUUGAAAGUGACCACUGUCCUGGGCUCGCCGCAACUCGCGGCGCCUCAUCAGUUAGUUAGUCAUUUUCCGGCGCGGGCUGCUCUGAACACGAUGCUCCCUUUCACAAGAGUAUCGUCUUCUGAUCAUUUUUCAUUAGCAAAGUCCCCAGCUUUUGUCAAAUUCACCGCUUUCACCCUCUUAUCCCUCUCCAUCUUCUUCCUCGUUAGGUACUUCUCCGACCCAUUUCCCAAAUGGUCAUCAUCCUUUUCCAACCUCACCACCGCCCCCACGAAGAAUUCGUCUGCAGACACGUAUCAGCCGCCAGUUUCUCCUCCGCCUCUCCCGACGGUUUCUCUUCCGUCAGUAGCUCCUCCAGCUAGACCGACGAGGGAUUUCUUGGAACGGACGGGAAUUAUCGACGAGAAUGGCGUGAUGGUGCUCGACUUUAUCGUCGGGGAUUACGACGAGUCUCUGUUAGGGACUGCGGUAAAUGCGAGUUGGGGUGUAAGAGGAGCAGAUAGGGAUGAGACUAGAGGGUUUGUGAAGGGUAAAAUUGGGAAAUUUGGAGUUUGUGAUCAGAGUUUGAGCCAGUACAUUCCUUGUUUGGACAACAUGCAACCUUUAUCCCAGCUGAAUUUGUCGGGGAGGCGUUGCCCGGAGACUGGAAAAGGGUUGGAUUGUGUUGUGCCUAGGCCUAAAGGGUAUACAUUUCGAGUCCCAUGGCCUAAAAGCAGAGAUGAGGUUUGGUAUUCAAACAUACCUCACACAUCCUUGGUUGAUGCCAAUGGAGGGCAAAUUUUGGUGUCAAAAAAGGAAAAAAAGUACAUUUUUCCUGAAAGAGGUAUGGAGCAAUACUUGGACCAGAUAUCAACGAUGGUUCCAGAGAUUUCCUUUGGGAAGAAAACACGAGUUGUUUUGGAUAUUGAUUGUGGUGUGGGAAGCUUUGGUGCCUAUUUGGCGAAGCGCAACGUAGUCACUCUCUCCAUAUCCCCAAGAAAAGAUGCUAAUGCUAACCAGAUUCAAUUUGCACUCGAACGUGGUGUCUCUGCCAUGAUUGCCGGGCUUGAAACACACCGUUUGAUGUUUCCUAGUCAGGCAUUUGAGUUGAUACAUUGUUCAAGAUGCAGAGUCAACUGGACCGACAAUGGGGGUGUUUUGCUUCUUGAGGUAAACAGAUUGAUGAGAGCUGGAGGUUACUUUGUUAUGGCUCUACAGCAACCUGCUGACAUGCCUGACAAACUAGAAAAAGAAAUGGAGGAUCUUGCGGGUCGUCUUUGUUGGGAACUUGUGAAAAGGGAAGGGGGGAUUGCGAUUUGGAAAAAACCUUUGAAUAACAGUUGUUAUGUCAACCGCAGGCCAACUGCUACACCUUCAUUAUGUGGCACUGAUGAUGACCCAGAUUAUGUCUGGUAUGUGAAUAUGAAGACAUGCAUAACCCGUUUACCUGAAAAUGGUUAUGGUUCUAAUGUGACUGAAUGGCCUGCUCGCCUAAAGUACCCACCUGACAGACUUUUUAGCAUAGAAAUGGAUGCUAUUUUGUCUAGAAAGGAAAUUUACAGAGCAGAUACUAACUAUAUGAAUGAUCUUGCUCGUGGAUACAUUAAUGCAUUCCACUGGAAAACCCUGGUAUUCAGAAACAUUAUGGACAUGAAAGCUGGAUAUGGAGGAUUUGGAGCAGCUUUAGUUGAUAAUGAGAUAGAUUGCUGGGUUAUGAACGUGGUUCCUGUAAGCGGUCCUAAUACACUGCCUGUUAUUUAUGACCGCGGCCUCAUUGGUGUCUUGCAUGAUUGGUGUGAGCCGUUCGACACAUAUCCAAGAUCAUAUGAUUUGCUGAAUGCAAAUGGUCUUUUCUCGGUAGAGAAGAACAGAUGUAAUAUAUCCAAUAUAGUGUUGGAAAUGGACCGAAUCCUACGACCCGGAGGCAGGGUAUAUAUACGUGAUCUUACGCCGACCAUUGAUGAAGUACAAGAGCUGACAGAGGCAGUGGGAUGGGUGACAUUCAGAUACGAUGACAGCGAAGGCCCCCAUUCUAACUGGAAGCUCUUAACCUGUGAGAAACGUAUGUAGCAUCCCUUCAUCUCUCUCCCCCUCGACCGCCAACUGCUGCUGCUACCUGACAAUUUUCAACUCAGUCACUGUAACUAAUGUCAUCGCCCGUAAAUGGCGAGUCAAUUUCUGACCUGGAAUUUGUACACCUGAUCUUCUACUCCAAUUAAUUAUUUAUUAAAGUUGCACAAAGAAAAGCUUCCAUGCGAAUUGAUCGAUGCUACUUUAGUCCUCAUAAGGAUUUCCUGAUUCCAUUAUACCAUUCAUAUAUAAAGUUCUUACACUAGCAGUCCAACCAAACUAUUUCUAGUACUGUCACUCCGAAUGAGCCUCUUACGGUCUUACCGAAGCAUUCACCUCAAUCAGUACACAGAGUGUAUACUUUUAUCUUAAUUUCUUUAACAUCCUUUUGUAUACAGCUUUAAUGCAAGUUUAACUGUUGUAAUGUUUUGCUAUAUAUUUGAUUAAAG